Sycon ciliatum is the source of this 3046-nucleotide messenger RNA. RefSeq names its product low-density lipoprotein receptor-related protein 8-like. Gene Ontology annotation, biological process: receptor-mediated endocytosis. Lineage: Eukaryota; Metazoa; Porifera; Calcarea; Leucosolenida; Sycettidae. Gene Ontology annotation, molecular function: protein binding; hormone binding. Gene Ontology annotation, cellular component: signaling receptor complex; apical plasma membrane; plasma membrane. The transcript is spliced from 13 exons. The record is from RefSeq and is a predicted model, not a curated record. Bases 442 to 2796 code for a protein of 784 amino acids.
GUCGUGCAAACUUCAAGUAGUUGGUACAACUCGGGAAAGGCUGCUCCGAUCAACCUCGGACCUUCAGUCUUCACCAUAGCCAUAGGCACAUGUUUCGCUACAGGUUGUGAAGGGUGAACCUCCCCUUUGAAUAGUCUCAGGAAGAUCUCCUGCCGGUCAGUAGUCAUUCCUGCUAUCUCGCGAGCAGUUUAUAGUUCGUCAGCUCAGCUGUAGGUAGGUCUACCUGGGCGUACCAAUUGGUGCAAGUGGAACUUGGAAACGACUUCCAGGCCGCUAACAGUAACACUGUGCUGAGGCUGAUUGCGUUCUUCCGUGUUUGCAGUACUUGCUGGUCAACGCGGUGAAAACCAGUGUGCCUCCACGUGACGACGCAUUGUUAGUUCUAUAAUUAAUUAUAAUUAUAGAUCCAGACUAGGCCUAAGGGCUGGAUGUAACCAAGAUAUGGCGCGGUUACAGCUUCUUGCUUCUCUGGCCGCGUUGGCCUUCGCUAGCCUACUUUCAGUGGCCCUCACGCAAAACUGCCAUGAUACACCUGAGUUCGAUUGCUAUAAUAACGAUACGUAUUGUGUAUCGAUAACAUGGCGUUGCGACGGGAAAAGGGACUGCCCAAACGGGGCGGACGAGGACGACUGUGCAUGUGGCGGUUUUCAAUUUCGCUGCAAUCCGGGUGUUGUACCAGCAGAGUGCAUAGGCGCCCUUCAACGAUGUGACGGCCAGAACGAUUGCAGUGGCAACACCGAUGAAGCCGGUUGUGCCGUGCAGGCGUGUAACCCCAUGACGCACUUCCAGUGUACAAGCGGCAGUAUGGAGUGCAUCCCCGUGGCCUGGGUGUGCGAUGGCUUGGUGGACUGUGAGAGCGGCGAUGCAGAUGAGAUGGGAUGUGGCACUGCUCAACCUGCACCAACUGUUACAUGUCGCAGUGGUGAAAUCAAGUGCACAGACGACACUCGCUGCAUCCCAUCUCAGUGGCGAUGCGACAAUCAGGUGGACUGUCCCGACCGAAGCGACGAGAUGAACUGCGGACCUAUAGCAAACAGCACGGUCUGCUCUAAUCCGACAUUCAUGCCUUGUAGCAACCAGAAGCAGUGCUUCCCAAAGCGCUUCUUCUGUGAUGGUGAGGUUGACUGUGUGGAUGGAAGCGAUGAAUCAACCGCCACUUGCGGUGGCACACUACCUCCACCUCUCACCUUCUCCCCAACACCCGUUUGUCCUUCUGGAAAUCUCGUCGACUGUGAUGGUGCUCCUUUGUUCCUUCUGCUCAGUGUCACCAAUGAGAUUCGUCUUAUUGAGUUAUCAAAUCGUACCAACCAGAUUUUCAAUGCCAUUGUUACCGGUGGCCAGGAUAUCAUCCCCCUGGGUUAUGUACACAAUGACAACGGUGUCAGCAGGGUCUACUAUGCUGACUUCACAUCAAAUGAAACACAAAUCCACACCACCACACUGGACUUCUUAGGUGGUUCGCCCGGCGGCACCGUUCCUAAAAGAUUCCUGCAGGGUUACACUGGUGAACCUCGAGGCUUUGCUGUUGAUUGGAUUUCCAAGCUGCUCUACUGGACUGCUACGAACCCAGGUGGACGUGCCACGAUUGAGGUAGCUCGUCUAGAUGGCACGUGGCGUCAGAUUGUCCGAGUGCUCGAUGAGAAUGUCGUCCCCGGUCACAUUGUUGUGGAUCAUUUGCGAGGAUACAUUUUCUGGGCUGAGCGCUUUGUAACACCUCGUGUCAUGAGAUCUGAUGUGUUUGGCAAAGAUGUCUUUGUCGUGUCACCGCAACGCAACGAACCUUUGGGCACGCCGUCUGGAUUGGCCAUCGACGUAGAGAAUCACCGCCUGUACGUCUCAGAUCGUUUGAAUGGUAACAUCGAGAAGUUGAGCUACUCCGGUUCUCGUGAACUUCUGCUUGUCCGCGAGAGAGUGGAUCGGAUCCGCUCACUGGAGUUCUAUGGUGAUGCACUGUACGUCACGCAGCUAGGCGCAACCAAUGUCAACGAAGGCCAGCUCCUCCGUGUCGGUCUUCGAAGUGCAAACCCAGUCCUGGAGCAGGUCCGCAGCACUCUGCACGACCCACAGGAUGUGCGCGUGGUCUUCGCAGCGGCUCAGGCUCCAAAUCCCUCACAUCCAUGCAGUGUUGACAACGGUGGCUGCGAGGGGCUUUGCUUUGCCUUUGGAUCCACUGCCGCCUGUUCCUGCAACCCCAAUCCCACGAAACCGUUCUUGGCCAGCAACCGACGCAACUGCUCAGCAGUUCCUAAUGUGCGUACCACGCAGACAGGUCAGGUGAACCUUCCCGAGGGCAGCAAUCUCUCCCUGAACUGUUCUGUCACCAACUCUCCCUACUUGGACGUGGUCAGUCUCAUUUGGACGUUCGACGGCAACGAUAUCCGUAACGCCUACGUGCAAGUGAAUGAUGGCCCGAAUACCGUAUCUGUGCUGUCGGCAAGCAACCUUGGUAGCAGCGGGACAUACCGGUGUGUGCUGUCGUACCGACGCAAUACCAUGCCAGGAACUACAUCCACCGCUGGUGCUAGUCUGUUGUCCAGCUCUGACGCUGUCGAAGCCAAUUUGCACCCUGUUUCAAGACAUCCGAUAGCCACAACAGCAUCUACAGCUGAUGAACGCCCAGCUUCGACCCCAGGACCUCCAAUAACCGCAACAGCAUCUACAGUUGAUGAACGCCCAGCUUCGACCUCGGCCAGCACUUCCAGCACAUGCGACUCCUCCAACACCACCACCACCGUGACCAUCAUCAUUGCCGUCGUCAUGUCUGUGAUGUUGCAGGCCUCCUGGUUAAUACUAUAAUAUGGCAUUGUACUAUUAUAGUAUACUGUAAAAGCCAUUAUUCUAACUCUGGCGCAUAUAUAACGAUUUCCCUAAAUUGACUAGUUUACGUGUACCAAAGGUAACGAUUCUCACUCAUUCUCAACGCUCAAUAGGACAAUAGGACAGUAUAUGUAUCGAUUUCUGUAUAACGAUCUCUAUUUUAGCAACAGAUUUCUCCUCGUUAACUCGUUAGAGUUAGCACACAGAAAAAUGGACCAAGGAACUACAA